AUAGAAUUUCAUAAAAGAAGAUUUGGGCCUUUGCACAACUCCUUUUCUGUAAGCAAUCAAUCUUACCGAGUCUUCCUUUAUUUUUAUUGACGAGCCAUAGAUGAUUCAUGCUGUGACCCACCAGCAAAAACCUAUCCCUUUAAAUACCUUUGCUUAAUACAAGAGUUCUUCAACCAUAGGAAUCAAAUCAUCUCUUCUUAUAGAUAUCUGUUCUUGCUAAUAACAAAAGAGACAAGAGGCUAGAGUAAAUUUCCAGCUUUUCCAUCAGAAAUGAAGAACACAUUUCAGGAUCAAGCUUUAGGAAUUCCAAUCAACUCAGCAGCAUACACUGCUAGAAGAUCGCCUCUGAGAUACUUGCCAGGACCUGAUGGCCAAUACGCUCAGGCAUAUUUUAAACAAUGCAAAGCAGACUCGAUGCUUAAGAUGAUGAACAAGCUAGGAAAGAAAGCAGACAAUUUUGCAAAUGGUGUUCGAGAGCAUGUAAGACUAGGGCCAAAGAUUAGUGAAACAGUCAAAGGAAAGCUGAGCCUGGGGGCUAAGAUUCUUCAAGUAGGAGGGGUGGAAAAAAUCUUUAAGCAGUUAUUUGUUGUUAGCGAAGAUGAAAAACUGUUGAAGGCCUCCCAGUGCUAUUUGUCAACAACAGCAGGUCCUAUUGCAGGCCUUCUAUUCGUCUCCACUGAAAAAGUCGCCUUUUGUAGUGAGAGAUCCAUCAAAAUCUCUUCUCCGAGUGGAAAAUCAGUUAGAGUCCAUUACAAGGUAUUGGUUCCUCUCAAGAAGAUAAAAAUGCUUAACCAGAGUGAGAAUGUAAAGAAGCCAUCACAAAAGUAUCUGGAACUAGUUACAGUGGAUGAUUUUGAGUUCUGGUUUAUGGGAUUCAUAAAUUAUCAAAAAUCUUUCAAAUAUCUUCAGCAGGCAAUGUCUCAAAUCUCAGAUGAGAUGAAUGUCGCUUUCUAGCUAGGGACUUAAAUCUUCUACCUUGUCAGAAAUUCAGAAUAUUAAGUUCAUGGAGAGAGAAAAACUAGACACAACUACAGUACUGUAUCAAAUUUUGUUAGUGAAUGUAUAAAUUCUUAAGAAAUUACUGUAAUUAAAUUCUUGUGAAUAUUCUAUGAUUUUCAACAAGUUUCUGGCCAGGAAAACAAAAUUUCAUCCAGAGACAAGUUCUGAAAUGUAUGUCAGCAUUUAUAAUGUCACUAAAUGUUUUCCUCGUUAA
Populus trichocarpa (black cottonwood) is the source of this 1213-nucleotide messenger RNA. RefSeq names its product GEM-like protein 7. The transcript is spliced from 3 exons. The record is from RefSeq and is a predicted model, not a curated record. NCBI's taxonomy places the organism in Eukaryota, Viridiplantae, Streptophyta, Magnoliopsida, Malpighiales, Salicaceae. Bases 271 to 954 code for a protein of 227 amino acids.